UUGCCACACUUUAAGUCCAGCGAAAAAGAUAAUCAUCUCCAGCUUCUUAUUAUUACUUAAUUAAAUAAAUAUUAAUAAUGUUUCCAAUUCCACAGUUCACAUUUACUAGUUCAAGAACAUUCUUCUUCUCCAGGGACUACAGUAUACCUUCUUCAGAAGCUCCUCAAAAUAAAUAAUUACAGAAAAGAAAAAAAAAAGGGGGAAUCUUGCCUCCACAUAUUUUCAUCAACUUUUGCUCCUAAUCUUUUUUCUGUUUAAAAAAAUUAAAUUAAAAAUCUCUCCACUAAUUUGACAUCUCAAUGAGUAGUCCAAAAUUAGUUUCCUUCUUUUUCGCUGCCAAUCUGAUGUGAUGCAGUUGCUUUCUAUCUGUCCACUUUAUUUUCUUCAUCGUUUUUGUUUUUGUGGCUUCACCUCCCUUAGUUUAGUUUAGUUUAGUUUAGUACCCCUUUUCAGUUUUCAAUUUUCAUCGUCUUUGAAGAACAGAGAAGAAAUGGUGGCUGUUCGAUUUCUAUUUCUCCUUCUUUCUUUAUAUGUUCUUCUUCUCAUGGAUUCCUCCACAGCCCAGUUGCCAGGUUUUGUAAGUGUGGAUUGUGGUGGUAAUGAAAAUUUCACCGACGAGAUAGGCCUCAAUUGGAGUCCCGAUAGCUACAUAUUAAUCGGCAAAACAGCAAACAUAUCUGUAGCAAACGAGACGAGAAAACAGUACAAGACACUGAGAUACUUCCCAGCAGACAAUAACAAGUACUGCUACACCCUCAGUGUUGUACCUAGAACUAGGUAUCUUGUCCGAGCCACCUUCUUGUACGGUGACUUUGACAGCAACAACGUGUACCCCAAGUUCGACAUUUCGUUUGGGCCUACGAGGUGGAGUACAAUAGUAAUUUCAGAUGCGGGUACGAUCGAGAGCCAGGAGUUGAUAUUUCUGGCUGCAGACCCCACCGUCAGUGUUUGUCUGUCCAAUGCUACGACGGGGCAGCCCUUUAUAUCUACGCUCGAGCUACGACAGUUUAACGGGUCCAUUUAUUCAAUCAUCGUCGUUUUCUUCUCUUCUUUAUCUAUGUUAUUUAUAAAUGGGAGUGUGCAAGAAUUAAGACAGCAAAUUUACUUGGUUUUUGCAGGAUCACUUCUUGCUUCUGUAACAGCAGCUAAUUCAUUAGCAGAGUGGGCAAAUGAAGGUGGUGAUCCUUGUCUCCCAGCUCCUUGGUCGUGGGUCCAGUGUAGUUCAGAUCUUCAACCAAGAAUAACAUCCAUUAAACUGUCGGGGAAGAAUUUAACAGGAACAAUUCCGGUGGAGUUCACAAAGUUGGAUGGCCUAGUUGAGUUAUGGCUUGACAACAACUCACUGAGUGGUUCGAUUCCCGAUUUUUCUGGAUGUCCUAACUUGAAAAAAAUACAUCUUGAGGAUAAUAAGUUGACUGGUGGCCUGCCUUCUUCCUUGGCGGAUUUGUCGAAUUUGAGAGAAUUGUAUGUCCAAAACAAUUUAUUAUCAGGAAAAGUGCCACCUGGUCUUCUUAACAAAGAUUUGGUUUUCAACUAUACUGGAAACACGGGUCUACGUAACGAGGGCAAUGGAGGAAAACAUAAAGGUGUUGUUAUAGGAUUAUCAGUAGGUGCUGCUGUUCUGCUGCUUAUUGCUGCUAUUAUUUCCUUCUUAAUAAUGUCCAAAAGAAAGAAGAAUUCUUCUAAGCAAGGAAAAUUUCAACAUGGUUUUCAUGCUCAAAAGCUUACAUCGUCCCUCAGCGACACUGCAACUGAAGCUGCACAUUACUUCCCGUUAUUCGAGAUCGAGGAAGCCACUAAGAACUUUGAGAAAAAAAUUGGAUCGGGUGGUUUUGGGGUUGUUUAUUAUGGGAUUUUGAAAGACGGAAGAGAAAUCGCGGUCAAGAUUUUGACUAAUGAUUCCUUCCAAGGGAAACGAGAGUUUUCAAACGAGGUGUCUCUUCUUUCAAGAAUACACCAUAGAAACCUAGUACAGUUUCUUGGAUAUUGCCAAGAAGAUGGAAAAAGUAUUCUCGUUUACGAGUUCAUGCACAACGGGACCCUUAAGGAACAUCUUUACGGUCCAUUAACACACGGAAGAGUUAUUAAUUGGAUCAAGCGCCUCGAGAUUGCUGAAGAUUCUGCAAAAGGAAUCGAGUACCUUCACACCGGUUGUGUUCCGUCAAUUAUCCAUAGGGAUUUGAAAACCAGCAAUAUUCUUCUCGACAAAAACACGAGAGCUAAGGUUUCAGAUUUCGGCCUUUCGAAACUAGCUGUGGAUGGCGCUUCCCAUGUCUCGAGCAUUGUUCGAGGAACCGUUGGCUAUCUUGAUCCCGAGUAUUACAUCUCCCAACAGUUAACCGACAAAAGCGACGUCUAUAGUUUCGGAGUCAUUCUCCUAGAGCUAAUAUCCGGUCAAGAAGCAAUUUCCAACGAAAACUUUGGCAGUAACUGCCGAAACAUAGUCCAAUGGGCAAAGCUGCACAUAGAGAGUGGCGACAUACAAGGAAUUAUUGACCCUUCGUUGCACGAUUACGAUAUCCAGUCAAUGUGGAAAAUAGCAGAGAAGGCUUUGAUGUGCGUACAGCCACACGGGAGCAUGAGACCCUCGAUUUCCGAAGUUAUAAAGGAGAUACAAGACGCACUCGCCAUUGAGAAAGGAGCGGAAAAUGUGAGAGAAGCGAGUUCCGAUGAAAUAUCGAGGCACUCGGUUCACUCUUCUCUUAACUUGGGCUCGCUGGAUAUCGGUGCCAGUGAGCACUAUUUGUCUAUUGACGAUGACUCGAUCGCGGGACCCAUUGCUCGAUAGAAGUUUUCUUUGGUCUUGCCGAAUUUUUUGGUUGGUGUAUUGUUUUUGUGUGGCCUUGUGAGCAGAAAACUUGGUGUAGAGAUGUAACUGUAAAUUCCAAGGAGUUAUAGGAUGUUUUGUUGAUCAAUUUUUUUUUUUUUUUUUUAAAUUUAUUCCAGAGAAACAAAUAGCCCCUCACUUGUAUUUGGUUUGAUAGUUUGAUUAUGAUUCUUUAAUAGUUAUAUGGUUG
Erythranthe guttata (spotted monkey flower) is the source of this 3017-nucleotide messenger RNA. The record is from RefSeq and is a predicted model, not a curated record. NCBI's taxonomy places the organism in Eukaryota, Viridiplantae, Streptophyta, Magnoliopsida, Lamiales, Phrymaceae.